UGCUAUUGCUGGAUUUCCAGGAUGUGCAAUAACAUUUGCUCUCAUGAGAUAUUUACAGUGCCAGAAUAUUGUUAUCCCUGGAGUUCUUUUACAGUUAAUCGCAAACAUCUUCAAUGUUGUGUAUCACCUGAUUUUGGUAACUGGAUUAGAUCUAGGUGUCAGAGGUGCUGCAAUAGCUGUUGUAUGUACAUUCUGGACACAAAUUUUCUUAUACAUAAUGUUUAUACGAUGUAGUAAAAUUUAUAAAGAAGAAUGGACAGGUUUUAGCACAGAAGCAUUCCUUGAAUGGAACACAUUUCUAAAUCUUGCAAUCCCUGGAAUAUUUAUGAUAUCAGUAGAUUGGUGGAGUUUUGAAAUAUCAAUUAUAGUAGUAGGUUUCCUCGGAAAAGUUCAACUGGCAGCACAUACCAUUGUGUACCAGAUACAUAGUUUACUAUAUAUGAUUCCCUUAGGCUUAUCUUCAGCAGUAUGUAUAAAAGUUGGACAACAUGUUGGAGCUGGGGAUCCAAUUAAAGCUCAGACGACAUCUAGAGUUGGAAUCUUGGUAGGAUGCGUAACUGCUCUGUUCACUAGUACAUUUUACAUUUCGAUGAAAGACGUUGCACCAAAAGCAUAUACAAGCGACAGCGAAAUAUUACACUGGACUUCAAAAGUGAUGCCGCUGAUAGCUACAUUUAACUUCUUCGAUAAUACAAUGCUUGUAUUCAAUGGCAUCUUACGCGGAACAGGACAUCAGAUAUAUGGAGGCAUUGUCACGGUUAUAGCACAUUAUAUCAUAGGAAUGCCGCUACUGGUAGUGUUCGUACUGUAUACCACUUUACAGAUAACAGGUACAAAUAUUAUUUACUACCACAAACAACUCUAA
This is a messenger RNA of Mytilus californianus (California mussel), 865 nucleotides long. Its product is annotated as multidrug and toxin extrusion protein 2-like. The transcript has 10 exons. Bases 44 to 865 code for a protein of 273 amino acids. Gene Ontology annotation, cellular component: membrane. Gene Ontology annotation, molecular function: antiporter activity; xenobiotic transmembrane transporter activity. Lineage: Eukaryota; Metazoa; Mollusca; Bivalvia; Mytilida; Mytilidae. Gene Ontology annotation, biological process: transmembrane transport. The record is from RefSeq and is a predicted model, not a curated record.